Messenger RNA from Oxyura jamaicensis (ruddy duck), 4459 nucleotides. RefSeq names its product melanotransferrin (gene MELTF). The record is from RefSeq and is a predicted model, not a curated record. Gene Ontology annotation, cellular component: extracellular region; early endosome; plasma membrane. Bases 1120 to 3354 code for a protein of 744 amino acids. Gene Ontology annotation, biological process: iron ion transport. The transcript is spliced from 15 exons. NCBI's taxonomy places the organism in Eukaryota, Metazoa, Chordata, Aves, Anseriformes, Anatidae.
UUUAAACACUGGACAAAAUAGUGCUGGUGCUGUGCCAAAUGCUUAUAAGACUUUUCGGAAGAGUAAGCUACCAAUGUAUGGCCCAAGAUUAUUUCUGUUUUUCUAUAUUCAUAAAGUAGGUGUGUUGUCUUUCUGAGAAUCCUUCUGUCUUUGGAAAUGCAAAGUGUGUACUGUCGAGGCAAGUUCUGACAAAUAAUGUCACACCUUUUCUAGAGGAGCUGAAAGUGUCUGCCUCUUUAAAAGGGGCUGAUGAUUUGAGGUAUGCAGUGAGACGUAAGACACCAACUUUUAGAUCAUAUUUUUAAUGUCAACUGAAAUUUUGAAAUAACUGGGAUUCUGAAAACUAUAAUAACUUUUGAGAUUUCUACAUCAUACGCAUUUUUAUUUUCCCCACCUUUUUUAACUGAUCAGGAAUAGAGUUAAAUUUCCUGUUCAGCUGGAUAAAUCUUUGAGGAAUUACCCUUUCCUAUAUGGAAAUGACUGAAUAACUUUCACGGAGCUUUUUCCCAAGGCUUUUGUCAUGUACUAGCAAGAUGUCACUAAAUACCACUUUACAUUCAGACUGAAGUCCACAUUACCUACCCUAAUGGUUAUCAUGCUACUUCCACCUGUGGAGUGCACGGGCUUCCUCAUUGUUUCUUGUUUCCUUGUGAUUCAUGACAAAACUGAGAAUACAGUAACAGAAAAGUGAUCUUCAGCUCUGUCAAAGUGCCUAGCUUCAACCUACUUUUACUUCCUGAGCCCCAGCACUUAGGGAAUACACAGAACUUGUACUUAUGAUGAGGAUUUCUUUAAACAGCCUUACCUCACACCCCUGAGUCAGCGUGCAGCUGUUUAUCCAAGUCUAUAGGUGGUGCUAAAGCAGUAUUGGUGCCUUGGAUAUUUUGUAAUUUCCUAGUCUGACUUGUUUUCAAGUGUAAAGGCAGUGUGAAGCGAGGCAGACUUUUUUCCAGGCCUCCCCCCCCAUGAUCGUUAUGAAGUGACGUGUGCCAAAGUAAGCAAGAUAAGUUGCGGAACAAAGUACACCUGCAAUUGAAUGCUGCUGAUUUUCACCAAGAAGCAGACCGAGGAGAGCAAACUUGCAGAAGCACUGUUCUUUGAAGGCUGGAAAAAGCACAAAUGCCAAAGAUUUUUGCAAUGAAGAACUCCAGAAAUGUCUUCGUUCUUCUCUUUGUUCAUGCUACUCUCUGCCUGGAACGUGUCCGGUGGUGCACUGUCUCCCAGCAAGAACUUUCCAAAUGUAAUGACAUGCGUAAGGCCUUUGCUGGGGCAGGCAUCCUUCCCCCUCUAGAAUGUACAGAGGGAGCGUCAGCUGCUGACUGUACCCAGAUGAUCAAGGAUUAUUUGGCAGAUGCAGUGACGCUGAAUGGUCGUUUGAUUUACCAGGCUGGGAAGGAGCAUGGUCUGAAACCUGUGGUUGGGGAAGUAUAUGAUCAAGAGAUUGGAACUUCAUACUAUGCUGUGGCUGUAGUAAAGAAGGGCUCCAAUAUCACCAUCAACAGCUUGAAAGGUAUCACUUCAUGUCACACAGGCAUCAACAGAACUGCUGGCUGGAACGUGCCAGUGGGUUAUCUAAUUGACAGUGGUCGCCUCACAGCAAUGGGAUGUGACCUUCCAAAAGCUGUUAGUGAAUAUUUCAAUGCGAGCUGUGUUCCUGGAGCAAAUAGUGUAAAUUAUCCCAAAUCCCUCUGUCAGCUCUGCAAAGGGGAUUUGUCUGGGCAAAACAAAUGCCAAGGAAAUUCACAAGAACAAUACUAUGACUACAGUGGAGCUUUCAGGUGUUUGGCUGAAGAUGCAGGAGCAGUUGCUUUUGUGAAGCACAGCACGGUGCCUGAAUACACUGAUGGAAAAACUCUUUCUUCUUGGGCCCAGAAUCUUCGUUCCCAGGACUUCCAGCUUCUGUGCCGCGACGGUACCACGGCUGAUGUGACAGAGUGGAGAACCUGCCACCUGGCCCGAAUCCCAGCUCGUGCUGUGGUAGUACGGCCUGACACAGAUGGGACAGUUGUCUUCCAGCUCCUGAACCAGGGACAACAAAGAUUCAAUGGUGCAGGCACGAAGUUUCAGAUGUUUGACUCCACAGCCUAUGGUGCCCAGAAUCUUAUAUUCAGAGACUCCACCACAGAGCUCGUUGCAAUCACAUCUCAGAAUUACAAGGCAUGGUUGGGUGAUGAAUAUCUUCAUGCCAUGGAAGGCUUGAGCUGUGACCCCAACACAUUGCCAGAAAGCCUGAACUGGUGUGUUGUUUCAACUGAGGAGAUUUGGAAAUGUGGUGAAAUGGCUACUGCUUUUAGGAAAAAAAAUUUGAAACCAGAAAUCCAGUGUAUUUCAGCCAAGACAAAAGAAGAGUGCAUGGAGCUGAUCCAGAAAAAGGAAAGUGAUGUUGUAACUCUGGGUGGAGCUGAUAUUUACACAGCUGGGAAGACAUAUGGCCUUGUACCAGCUGCUGGAGAAAGUUACUCUGCUGAUGACAACAGCAAUGCAUACUAUGCUGUGGCAUUAGUGAAACGGAACCCAUCCAAUGCGUUCACCAUCAGUGACCUGAAAGGGAAGAAGUCCUGCCACACAGGACUGGGGAGAACUGCUGGAUGGAAUAUCCCCAUUGGUAUGCUAAUGAAGAAGGGCAUUAUUAAGCCCAGAGACUGCAAUAUUCCUCAAGCUGUGAGUGAGUUUUUCUCUGCAAGCUGUGUGCCUUCAGCUAAUCAGGAUAAUUACCCAUCAAAGCUCUGUCAACUGUGCAUUGGAGAUGAUAGUGGAAACAAUAAAUGCAGUGCAAGUAGCCAAGAACGUUAUUACAGCUACAGUGGAGCCUUCAGGUGCCUGGCACAGGACUCUGGGGAUGUGGCCUUUGUGAAGCACUCGACCGUGUUUGAGAACACAGAUGGUAAGAACACUGAAAGUUGGGCCCGUAACUUGAAGUCCAGUGAUUUCCAGUUACUGUGUCGAAAUGGUGCCCGUGCUGAAGUCACCCAGUUCGCUCAGUGUCACCUGGCUCAGGUGCCAGCUCAGGCCAUUAUGGUUCACCCAGAUACCAACAUUUUUGCUGUAUAUGGACUACUGGACAAGGCCCAGGACUAUUUUGGAAAUGACAGCAAUGGAAAUGGAUUCAAAAUGUUUGACUCUUCAACUUUCCAAGGAAAAAACUUGAUCUUUAAGGAUUCUGCUGUUGAGAUCGUGCCCGUAAAAGAGAGGAGGACAUACAAAGAGUGGCUGGAGAGUGAAUAUAUUGAGUCCCUUGAAGGGAUGCAAACACCACAGUGCUCUGGGUCAGGUAAUAAGUUAAUACAACAGCACCUACUAGUGACUACUGUUGUUUCCUUCCUUAUUUUAUAUCAGUUACAAGACUUGGACUAACAUGGUCUAAAUGGCAACUUCCAGGCCACCCCUGCCUACCACUUUCAGAUGAGCUGCUAUUUGAAUAACGUGUUGGGCUAACAUUUCAGUGCCUCUUCCUGCCUCUUUGCCGGCAAGGUGCUAACAGCAUCUGCUUAUCAGGGGAGUGGGGUGGGGUUGGAAGCUGACCCUGUUCAUGUGAAUGGGGUAGAAUUUGGGACAGAAGCCGUCAAUACUGUGCCUGCAUGGCUUACAAGAUCAAUCCAAAACUGGAGCAUCUCUGCAAUUGUUGCUGAUGUGGAAGUGUGCUGGGCUGAAGGAUUCUCAGAUGCUGUUAGAUGGAUACUGGGUUUCUGAUCUGUAGAAGAAUUUCUGCAUCUUGGAAGGCAGUAUCAAAAAUCUUGUCUAGUGAAUCCACUCUGGCCUCCAUGCUGGUAAUGUUCCAACUCCUUCGUCCCUGCUUAUACUAUCCUCACCUUGUUGGGGGCAACAGUUUAUCCUGAGCUCUGCUGACAGAAGAGGUAAGUGCACAAAGGAUGGACAGGCUGUGGACAGGGAGAGUAUGUGCCGUCCAGAAUACUGCUUCUGCCACGUACAAGGUCCUCCAGCUUCCAGUAGAAGAAGGUAGGGGGAAUCGCCAAAGUCGCUGGAGGAAAAGGAAGGCCAGAGAGACUUGGAGGGACUACCUGCUGGCACAGGAAAGAACAAAGCCAAAUGUGUUCAUCCACUGAGCUUGUUGACUUCCCACAACCAGUACUCUCGCUGGCUUUGGAGAGAAGUCAUUUUCCCUUGUCAUCAGGAAACAUGUGGCUGUCCUCCUACAUGGGGUUAUCUGAGUGCCUGUGAAUGAAACUUGUGUCUUCUGGUAGAGAAACAAAGUAGCUCACUGCUGAUUGUGUGUUUCUGUAUCCAUUGGUUUGUGGUAUUCAGUUCUUAUUUUUAUCCAUAGCUGCAAUAACAACAAAGGUUGCUGUGCUGCUGGCAGGCAGCCUCCUCCUGACUACAGCUACCACCUCAUGAUCCUGGGAUGAAAAGACAUUCAACAUAAUUAAAAAAAAAUAAAUGGUAAAAACAGACAUAAAUAAUGUAAAUAAAUGGAACCUAAGAAAUAAACAAGAAAAGUAAU